Molecule: messenger RNA, 1233 nt
Organism: Drosophila ananassae
Lineage: Eukaryota; Metazoa; Arthropoda; Insecta; Diptera; Drosophilidae
Product: nucleosome assembly protein 1-like 1
Exons: 1
Coding region: 74-1171 (365 amino acids)
Biological process (GO): nucleosome assembly
Cellular component (GO): chromatin; nucleus
Molecular function (GO): chromatin binding; histone binding
Source: RefSeq, a predicted model, not a curated record
AAACGGUUAAAAAAAAUUUUAAAGAUUAUAUUUAUAUUUUUUUUGGGUUUUUUUUUGCGAAAUUUGAAACAACAUGUACGCUGAGAGAAAAGUACCGGGGGGAUUGGAGGGUGAUGUCCAGCAGGAUGAACUGAAAACGGCGGGCAUUGUGGAAUCGCUGCGAUCCCUGGACACCCAAGGAUCAUCCGCCAGUCAGUUGGACGCCAUAGAGCCCGCCUUGAGUCCGGCGGACUUGCCGGCACGCUGCCGUAAGGCCUUUCUCCGGCACAUGAUCGGACAAUUGCCGGAUACGGUGCAGAAUCGUAUUCGUGCCCUCCGUCAGAAUCAACUGCAGCAGGUGCGGAUUGCGGAGCAAUUUUUCCGGGAGGUCUACGAACUGGAGCGACGAUUCUACGGUCAGAGUUGUGCGCUAUUCGAUGCUCGGCGGGAUAUAUUGGACGGAGUGCUGGAGCCGCCGUUGCAGACGGAGAUCUCCUGGCCGGACGAUGCACUGCCGCUGGAUCUGGAGAGUAACGAGGAGCUGCGCCAGCUAGUGGGCCAAUUGCCGCCAGUGCCGACGGAUACGCUGGGCAUUCCACGUUUCUGGCUAACCGUUUUCCGGAAUGUGCCGCAGCUCUCCGAACUGGUCCAGGACCAUGACGAGCCGCUGCUGGAGUGCCUGCAGGAUGUGCGACUGGGCUACGAGCAGGAUAGCUACACGGUUACGUUCCAGUUUCGACCCAAUACCUUCCUCCACGACUCGUCCCUGCUGCUAACGAAGCGCUACUUCCUCCAGCACUCGGCCGAUCAGGAUUAUCCCUUUCAGUUCGAGGGCCCGGAAAUCGUCCGAUGCGAGGGCUGUCACAUCCAUUGGCGCGACGGCUCCAAUCUCACCCUGCGCACCGUCCAGAGCCGGCGACGGGGUCGGGCGCGCAGUGUCCCCAAGGUGAUGCCGCGCGAGUCCUUUUUCCGGUUUUUUGCUCCGCCCCAGGCCCUCGAUCUGUCGCUGGCCGACGAGAAGACGAAGCUGAUACUGGGGAAUGAUUUCGAGGUGGGCUUCCUGCUCCGAACUCAAAUAGUUCCCAAGGCAGUGCUCUUCUAUACCGGCGAUUUGGUGGACAACGUCAACGAGGCGCCGACGGACAAUGGUUCCGUAUCCUCCGAGAAUAUUGAAUCAGAACAGUUGCCGUAAAUGUCACAAACAAUAUAAUAAAAAAAAGAUAUAUAAAUAAAGGUGAUAAUCAUUUAAACUUG